Nerophis ophidion (straightnose pipefish) is the source of this 3161-nucleotide messenger RNA. RefSeq names its product WASP family member 3b (gene wasf3b). The transcript is spliced from 9 exons. The record is from RefSeq and is a predicted model, not a curated record. Bases 251 to 1636 code for a protein of 461 amino acids. NCBI's taxonomy places the organism in Eukaryota, Metazoa, Chordata, Actinopteri, Syngnathiformes, Syngnathidae. Gene Ontology annotation, molecular function: protein kinase A regulatory subunit binding; actin binding; Arp2/3 complex binding. Gene Ontology annotation, cellular component: cytoskeleton. Gene Ontology annotation, biological process: positive regulation of Arp2/3 complex-mediated actin nucleation; actin cytoskeleton organization.
CGGAUAAGACAAGUGGGCGUGUCUGCUGGCUGAGAGGAGAGGACAUUCCGGCUGAUGGUGGCGCUAAUAACGGAGCACAUUUCUGACAUAUUCCAACUACGAGCAAGUCUUCUUCUUCUCCUCUCUCCUCCUGUGAAGAGCAAGUCUUCUUCUUCUCCUCUCUCCUCCUGUGAAGAGCAAGUCUUCUUCUUCUUCUCCUCUCUCCUCCUGUGAAGAGCAAGUGGUGCAGUGGACAGUGUGAGGUGUCACCAUGCCGCUGGUCAAGAGGAACAUCCACCCGCGUCACCUCUGCCGGGGAGAACUUCCUGAGGGCAUCGGCAGUGAGCUGGAGUGUGUGAUGAACAACACUCUGUCUGCCAUCAUCCGCCAGCUCAGCAGCCUCAGCAGACACGCAGAAGACAUAUUUGGCGAGCUGUUCAAGGAGGCCAACGCCUUCUACCUUCGUGCCAACUCUCUGCAGGACCGCAUCGACCGGCUGGCUGUCAAGGUGACGCAGCUGGACUCCACCGUGGAGGAAGUUUCCCUGCAGGACAUCAACAUGAGGAAGGCCUUCAAGAGCUCCACCACUCAGGACCAGCAGGUGGUGUCCAAGAGCAGCGUGCCCAACCCCGUGAAGGAGAUGUACAACCUGAGUGACAAGCCCCCGCCCCUCAGCAUCCUCUCGUCCUACAGGGACGACCACAAGGAGGCGCUGAAGUUCUACACCGACCCCUCCUACUUCUUUGACCUGUGGAAGCAGAAGAUGCUGCAGGACACGGAGGACAAGAGGAAGGAGAAGCGCAAGCAGAAGGAGCAGAGGCGCGGUGUGGACGGCACGCUGCAGAGGGAGGUGAAGAAGGUGCGCAAGGCCAGGAACCGCAGACAGGAGUGGAACAUGAUGGCUCUGGACAAGGAGCUGAGGCCGGACCACCGCCACACCAUCCACAGAGACCGGGGGGCCUCCUCUGAGGGCUCGCUGUCUCCAGAGAACAGGGUUGGAGACCACUACGCCAACGCCUUGAACCACGCCGGCCACGCCCACACCUACUCGGGCCCCCCGCCUAGCGUCCUGGCAGCACACAUGGGCCACGCCCCUGGCGCUGGAAGGGGAAGGGGCGUGGCUUACCAGGGGGCCACGCUGGGCCGCACCCACCACCAGGCGGCGCUGCCUCCUCCACCCGUGGAGGCCAUGAAUGGGGGCUCGGCGUCCCUCCCGCCCAUGGACUACAGCAUGGAGGGCUAUGCCAACACAGGACCACCGCCCCCGCCCCCCGCCCCACUCAUCCCCUCUGCCCAGACCGCCUUCGCCUCACCACCUGGAGGUCCUGUGUCUCCUGGGCCCAUGGUUGGCAGCGGGGCCUAUGCCCCCCUUGCACCACACCAGGCUGUGCCACCGCCUCCUGGUCCCCCGCCACCCCCCGUGCCAGCCGGUGCCCACAAGAUGGAGGGCAGCGUGCUCAAUGACGCCCGCAGUGACCUGCUGGCGGCCAUUCGUAUGGGCAUCCAGCUGAAGAAGGUGCAGGAGCAGCAGGAGCAGCAGGCCAAGAGGGAACCUGUGGGCAACGACGUGGCCACCAUCUUGUCUCGCCGCAUUGCUGUGGAAUACUCUGAUUCUGAGGAAGAGUCGGAGCUGGAGGACAACGAUUGGUCCGACUGACCAUUGGCCCGACUGACAGAGGACAACAAUUGGUCUGACUGACUUGUUGGUCCGACUGACGGUUGGUCCAACUCCUGGAGGACAAGAAUUGGUCCGACUGGCUGUCGACAAUGAUUGGUCCGAGUGACGGUCGGUCCGACUGACUGUUGGUCCGACUGACGGAGUACAACGAUUGGUCCGACUGACUGUCCGUCCGACUGACUGUUGGUCCGACUGACUGACUGUUGGUCCGACUGAAGGAGGACGAUUGGUCCAACUGACAGUUGGUCUGACUAAUGCAGGACAACGAUUGGUCUGACUGACUGUUGGUCUUACUGACGGAGGAAGAUUGGUCCAACUGACGGUUGAUCCGACUGACGGAGGACAACGAUUGGUCCGACUGACGGUCGGUCCGACUGACUGUCGGUUUCACUGACGGUUGGUCCAACUCCUUGGGGACAAUAAUUGGUCCGACUGACUGUUGGUCUAACUGACGGUUGGUCCGACUGAUGGAGGACAAUGAUUGGUCCGAUUGACAGUUGGUCCGACUGACGCAGGACAACGAUUGGUCCGACUGACUGUCGGUCUGACUGACUCUUGGUCUGAUUGACGGAGGACAAUUGGUCCGACUGACGAAGGACAACAAUUGGUCCAACUGACGGUCGAUCUGACUGACUGAUGAUCCGACUGACAGCGAACAACGAUUGGUCCGACUGACCGUGGACGAUUGGUCCAACUGACGGAGGAUAACGAUUGGUGCGACUGACGGAGGACAACAAUUAGUCCAACUGACAGUCGGUCUGACUGACUGUUGAUCCGACUGACAGCGAACAACGAUUGGUCCGACUGACCGUGGACGAUUGGUCCAACUGACGGAGGAUAACGAUUGGUGCGACUGACGGAGGACAACAAUUAGUCCAACUGACAGUCGGUCUGACUGACUGUUGAUCCGACUGACAGCGAACAACGAUUGGUCCGACUGACCGUGGACGAUUGGUCCAACUGACGGAGGAUAACGAUUGGUGCGACUGACGGAGGACAACAAUUGGUCCAACUGACGGUCGGUCUGACUGACUGUUGAUCCGACUGACAGCGAACAACGUUUGGUGCGACUGACAGUCGACAACGAUUUGUCUGACUGACUUGCUCUGACUGACGGCAAAAAACGAUUGGUCUGACUGACCGUUGGCGAUUGGUCUGACUGACAGUCGACAGCGAUCUGUCCGACUGACUGUUGGUCCGACUGACAGAGGACAACGAUUAGUCCGACUGACGAAGGACGAUUGGUCCGACUGACGGUUGGUUUGACUGACAGGACAACGAUCGGUCCGACUGACGGAGGCAAGAAGUGAUACUUGCUGUUUGUUUAUAGAAUAUAGUGUAAUUGUGAGCACUUCCUGCAAGAUUCACCUUAUGUAAUAACACACCUUUAAUACCACACCUGUAUUAUCACACCUGUCAUGUUGCCAGUGUUGGAACUUCCCUUUUAGCCAUGUGUGUAGGCUGACCUUUGACCCAGAGAGGAAUUAAACAGAUGGAGGAUGAA